Molecule: messenger RNA, 1455 nt
Organism: Fusarium subglutinans
Lineage: Eukaryota; Fungi; Ascomycota; Sordariomycetes; Hypocreales; Nectriaceae
Exons: 3
Coding region: 1-1455 (484 amino acids)
Source: RefSeq, a predicted model, not a curated record
AUGACCGUCGAUAUCCUCUCAUGGCUGCGCCUGGUCGACGAUAGUCCAUACCCUCACGAGCUCGACCUAGUGAAAUCGCCAAAAGCUACACGAUCGACUCGCAAGCGACAGCGCAGCUGCAGCUCGACCAGCUCCCGUCAUCGACCAAUCUCCAAACCUCCUACGAAUGAUUUUACACAUCCGACACCUCCUCCAGACUCUCCAACAUCCUCCAAAGCGCAGGCCGAAAUGGCACCAACAAAGAAACGAAAGACUACCAAAGACGCAGUCCCAAGUCCAAGUCCAGACGAGGCACAAUUCGACGAUGACGGUGAACAAGAAAAGACCCCCAGACCUCUGCGGAACGUCCAUCUCCCCAGCGAUACAUCGUCAAUGUCCUCAGCGAGCGGUCGAUCGGGUGCUUCAUCGCCACGAAAGCAACUAGCGGCCAUGGCUCUAUCCUCCCACGGCAUCGAAACACGAGCCAUGUCUGAUCCAUCCGGCCUCCCACCAAGUCUAGCCGAAGUACGAACCAAGUUAUUGCAGUUCAGUCGAGGACGGGGCAUUCUUGGAGAGAAGGACCUGGAGAGCAUACGAGACGAAGCCGCUGCGAGGGCGUUACAUCCGGACAUGGCUGCUAUUUACGAGGAUAAAGAAUUCUGCUGCUCCACGCGUCGCGAUGAAUUGGGCGUUACACCGAGCCCUGAAGAUGUGGUGUAUAUUCUUGAGUGCGCGGGCGAUUGCCUUCGAAUGGGGAGGUCUGAAGCAGCGUGGAAUCAUGAGGUUCACUUCUCUCUGCUGUGCUUGGCCCUUCGGAACCGAUCGAAGGGUGCAUUCAAACGACUCAUCAAUGUGACGUCGUGUUCAUCCGCCUCCAUCAUCCCCGACUACCGCAUCCGCUUCGCACCCCAUAAGAAGAUCGACUUCUGCGUCUAUCUCGAUCCUCACCACGAUCCCAACGAUACAAACAUUCCCAGCACCAUCGACACCGUUCGCACGCGUCUUCCAGGACUGUCAAUAAACCCAACCGAUGAUCUAUCGCUGUUGAGCAAUCCAAUCGCCAUCCCCAUCGAGACUAAGCGUCCCGGCGAAGGCUUGGAUACUGCCAACCUUCAAGUCGCGACGUUUUUAACAGCGCAUUUGACGCUUCUGCAGCGACUUGUUGACGCUGGUGCUUCUGUGUCCGUUGACGAUGGGGAGACGGCGCCUUCGGUUGAUGAUCUGGGCUUUUUGCCUGGAUUGAUCGUGCAGGGAAAUACGUGGAAUUUUAUCGCAGCGAGUCGUCAAGCUUCUCGAACCGUGAUCUGGUCAGAGACAUCACUCGGUUCGACGGGCGAUAUAUUCGGCAUCUACCAAAUCGUCGCAUCGUUACAAUUACUGCGUCAAUGGAUCAGUACGACAUAUUGGCCCUGGCUACGACGCGUUACGCAGAGAGCUGCUACAGCUGUUCAAUUACGCGAUGACCCAGCUGGAUGA